This is a messenger RNA of Microsporum canis CBS 113480, 948 nucleotides long. RefSeq lists its product as hypothetical. NCBI's taxonomy places the organism in Eukaryota, Fungi, Ascomycota, Eurotiomycetes, Onygenales, Arthrodermataceae. The transcript has 2 exons. The record is from RefSeq and is a predicted model, not a curated record. Bases 1 to 948 code for a protein of 315 amino acids.
AUGGAUCUGCCCCUUUCGAGCGUGGACGGCGUGGACGGCGUGGCUGGCGACAGGGAGAAGCAUGAGAGGAUAACCUGCUACAGCUACGAUAGCAAAAGGGAGUACCCAAACCACGUCAAGUGUCCCAAUUCAGAUUCCUGCUGCGAGAGCAUCGAUCAGUGCCGUUCAGACCGUCUCUGCACCUCGAAGGACGACCCCAAGACGCUUAUAAGGGCCCCCUGCGCGUACAAGCCGUGGACGAACAGCUGUGCCCAGGUAUGCCUGUACGAUAAUAAAGACUCACUCGUCCUCCCACGGGCUGUCGUCUGCGAACAGCCUGGCCCUUCGAACGGGAGCUACUGCUGCGACGAUAACAGAACCUGCUGCAUCGACAGGGCGGGCUUCUUCCUGGACGAGAACGGCCUCCUGAUCGGCCGUGCGAACGAGACGGACAACUCGACAUUAAGCCCCAAACCUAUCGGAGUGUCCGUCACGGCCCUGAGAGGCAUGGGAUCACCCGUCGCGACCUCAACGCCCGUACGCUCGCCAGUGAACGACAAAACGGGCCUCUCGACGGCAGCCAAGGCCGGUAUAGGCGUGGGUGUCGGCGUUGCUGUGCUACUCGCCGUCAUCGCAGGGACCCUGCUCUUCCUUCGCAACCAGAGAAGGAAGACGAAAAGGGCCAGAGCUGCUUCCACCGCCGCCGCCACUAGUACCGCUGGUACUGAUGCUCCGACAGAGACAUGGGAUAACGAGGACAAGGUGCCGUUACCCAGCGAUCAACGACGGGAGAAGGAAGAGGAACGAGCAUUCGAGCUGAUGGGCGACGGCGCGACUCCUGAGCUCGAAGGAGUCGAGAGCCCCCGGCACGAAGCUCCGCCGUCGGAGCUACCGGUGGUGAGAGAGGAACACUCCGCACUCAUUGAGCUACCCGCCGACCAACCCACCGGAAAGCCUCGUCGGUGCUGA